Messenger RNA from Mesorhabditis spiculigera, 321 nucleotides. The record is from the annotation of a GenBank genome assembly. Lineage: Eukaryota; Metazoa; Nematoda; Chromadorea; Rhabditida; Rhabditidae.
AUGGAAGGCUCCCCUGAUUGCGGCAUGGAAAAUGUGAUCAACUGUCUCGUGGAGCUCUCCCAGCUCUACCAAUCGUCAAACUAUUUCCCUACAGAAUUUAUCAUCACGCAGCUGUUGAUCAUGGGCCGCGAUCGGCGUCUCCCGCCCACCUUUUACACGCGGCUGAUGGACAAGAUGAAGCUGCAACUCGACACCUUCCUCCGCUACCUGUGCAAUGAAUUCAACUCCGACCGCAUCUGGCGCCACAACGAGAUCGCCUUCGGCUGGAUUCUGACACUGGCCGAGGCGGUGAUGGAGCGUUUCAUCGACAACAACGAGGAU